Messenger RNA from Marmota monax (woodchuck), 4768 nucleotides. RefSeq names its product ST8 alpha-N-acetyl-neuraminide alpha-2,8-sialyltransferase 3 (gene St8sia3). Gene Ontology annotation, molecular function: alpha-N-acetylneuraminate alpha-2,8-sialyltransferase activity. The transcript has 5 exons. Bases 1 to 1620 code for a protein of 539 amino acids. NCBI's taxonomy places the organism in Eukaryota, Metazoa, Chordata, Mammalia, Rodentia, Sciuridae. Gene Ontology annotation, biological process: N-glycan processing; oligosaccharide metabolic process. The record is from RefSeq and is a predicted model, not a curated record.
AUGCAUCCAAUUAUGUUGAACUAUGUGGAUUCCUUUUGUGUAAAUAAGAAUGAAGAUGAAAAUGAUGAUGAUGAUGAUGAUGAUGAUGAUGAUGGGCACGCUGAUGACUUGACUCUGAUUCUAAUGAAACACAGUCCCUCCGGCGGCCAGAGACGCACAGCGCGGCGCGCUUCAUCGCCACGCCGCCGCGCAGCCCCUCCAUCUUCCUGCUCAGCUUGGGCCCCGCUGGCUCUGGCCCUGGGGGUCCCGCUACUCCAGCGACUCACGCCCGCCCCCACCCCCGGCGUUCCGCUGCUCGGCUGCCCGGGUUCCCCCUCCCCCGCCACACAAGCUCACACGCGCCCGAGCACACACACACACAUACACGCGCACGCACGCACACACACACAUACACACACACUCACUGACACGCCAGCGAGCUGCUGGCCGCUCAAUGGACCGAUUUCCCUGGUUUCCCUGAUCCCAGCCCUGCACGGGAUGAGAAAUUGCAAAAUGGCCCGGGUCGCCAGUGUGCUGGGGCUGGUCAUGCUCAGCGUCGCCCUCCUGAUUUUAUCGCUCAUCAGCUACGUGUCCCUGAAAAAGGAGAACAUCUUCACCACUCCCAAGUACGCCAGCCCAGGGGCGCCCCGAAUGUACAUGUUCCACGCGGGAUUCCGGUCACAGUUUGCGCUGAAGUUUCUAGACCCGUCCUUUGUGCCCAUUACGAAUUCUCUCACCCAGGAACUCCAAGAGAAACCUUCUAAGUGGACCUUUAAUCGGACAGCGUUUUUACAUCAAAGGCAAGAAAUUCUGCAGCAUGUCGAUGUAAUAAAAAAUUUUUCUUUGACCAAGAAUAGUGUUCGGAUCGGACAACUGAUGCACUAUGAUUAUUCCAGCCAUAAAUAUGUUUUCUCUAUUAGCAAUAACUUCCGGUCACUGCUUCCAGAUGUGUCACCCAUUCUGAAUAAGCAUUAUAAUAUUUGUGCUGUGGUUGGAAAUAGUGGGAUCCUGACAGGGAGCCAGUGUGGACAAGAAAUAGAUAAAUCAGAUUUUGUUUUUCGUUGCAAUUUCGCCCCUACGGAGGCUUUCCAGAGAGAUGUUGGAAGGAAAACCAACCUUACCACCUUCAACCCCAGCAUCCUGGAAAAAUAUUACAACAAUCUUUUGACCAUACAGGACCGUAACAACUUUUUCCUCAGCUUAAAAAAGCUUGAUGGGGCCAUUCUUUGGAUCCCUGCGUUUUUCUUCCACACUUCAGCAACUGUUACCAGAACGUUAGUUGACUUUUUUGUUGAACACAGAGGUCAGUUAAAGGUCCAAUUGGCUUGGCCUGGAAAUAUAAUGCAGCAUGUCAACAGGUACUGGAAAAACAAACACUUGUCGCCCAAACGAUUGAGCACAGGUAUUCUUAUGUACACCCUUGCGUCAGCCAUAUGUGAAGAGAUCCACUUGUAUGGAUUUUGGCCUUUUGGAUUUGACCCCAACACAAGGGAAGAUCUUCCGUACCAUUACUAUGACAAAAAAGGAACCAAAUUUACCACCAAGUGGCAGGAGUCCCACCAGCUGCCUGCUGAGUUUCAGCUGCUAUAUCGAAUGCAUGGGGAAGGGCUCACCAAGCUGACUCUGUCACACUGUGCCUAAGAACUCGGAAUGGAAAGUGCCAAACGGCUGUUUAAAAAGUGCCCCAAAUCAAAUUGAAUAGUCUUCAGAGUAGAACCCCAGAGACUUACAAGGCUCGGUCUGCCACUUAAAAGGAAAGAUGUCUGCUCCCCCUUUUGCAUUGCUCUUUGAAUGGUCUUAGCAGACUUGGCAGGACAGAUGCAUUGAAGCCACAUAAUUUAAGCUCAGUUGAUAAAGGGAAUGUUGCAUUUGGAAGUAUGCUGCUAACAGAAUGGUUUGAAGUAUUUUCAUGUUUGUAUUUUAAUAAUAAACUGCCUCCCUUGUUGAUGAGGACUAGAGCUAUAGUUUCUGCAGCUCUGCUCAGAUACAGUCCUUGUAAUCAGAGGCCUCAGGCCAAUUGGGGCAGAAUCUGUUUUGCUGGUGGGAUCAGACUCUUCAAAAUGGAAACAAAAAAUUGGUUUGCAUAUCUCCCUCUCUGGCUCCCUUCCCCUCCCCCUCUCUCCCUGUUGCUCCCCCACCCCCUGUCAUGUCUCUCCCUCUCCCUGAAACCAUUCCCCUGCCCCACAACCACGGAGUUUAAUAAUUUGCUAGGAAUCCUAUUGAAUUAGCUUUGCUUGUGUGUGUUGCAUCUGUACUUGAUGUGUUCAAGGUUCUGGGUAACUUUGAUGUUUCAUGACAAACCGAGAAAAAUCAUGAUGAAUCCCCUCAUGACUAUUUUUAUAAGAAAUGCAUCUAAUGAAGUCCUCACUCAUCCAUAUGGUCCUUCUGCAGCAGGGUGGUCUCUCUGGGGUGAGUGGCAUAUAAUGCAGGUCAUCUUUCACUAUCACAAAGAAAGCCUAUGGCGUGGGUGGCAUUGCAUCUCUUGACAUGGAUGUGAUUAUGGCAGAUAAUAACAAUGUUGCCACAUCUGCAAGGGCAUUGCAGCCUAGGCCUGGUGUUUCCCAUAGUCCCAAACCAUCUUCUCAGCCUACAGAGGCAAUUGAGUCAGUUGAAGAGCCUGGGACACUGAAGGAAGAAAAAGACUGUUUAGAUGUUGCUAUGUUGUCCUGUCUACACUAUGCUGGGGUGACCAUGUUGUACAUCUGGAGACUUUGAGAACCAGCAGGGCUAGAGAGGAAGGCUGAAGGUCAGCCAGGCCACCCCCUGUGGAUAAUGGUAAGGUGAGAGCAUUUCAGGGUCCUGCUGUUUGUUUGUUUUGAGACACUUGUAGACACUGAAUAUUCCCUAGUUCCCCUGAAAUCAGAUCUAUAUGCCUAUAAGUUAAGUAUUUCAAAAGAGAAAGCCAUUGUGCAGUGGCAAGUCUUAGUACUAAAUAGUCCUUGGAAUUUGAGAUUAUGUAGGCUUGCCAUGGAGGAAUUAGUUGGCCAUUCUCCUUUUCAUUAUUUCAGCCUUAGGAGUAGAAAUUGUAUCACCCCCACCCCUGACUUCUUACUGAGCAGCACUUUGUUCUUCCAGUUCAGCCCAAAGUCUGGCCAAGUUGAUGUUAAAUUUUAAUAAGUUUCUUUCCAAAUGCCAGUCAAGCACAUUUGUUAUAUGUUUGAGUGGGAGAGUUUAUUCUUUUCCAGAAAUCUCAUCUAGAUUGCUUGCAAUAUCACAAAUACCAUGAAAAAUAAUUGCUGUAUUCAGUUGUCAGUUCACUGCCCCUCUUUGGGAAAGUAAGAUCAUGCCUAAAAUUAAGCCAAAUACAAUAAGGAAAGACAUGAUCCUUAUGUUCAUGUUCUGCGUGGUCCUAAAGCUUCAGGGAGCUAUUCAGAGCAGCUGGAUAGAUCCAGAGGUUAAAGAAAGAAAGUGAAAGAAAAACAUUCAGGUUCAAACACGGUACCUACUGUGACAUGACUUAUCAUGUAUGGCCGUCAUCUACAUAAAUGGGAAGAAGUAGGAAUAGAAGUUUUGAAACAGGAAACUAAAACAAUUCCAUAUAUGAAGAAACUAUGAGGGAAGAUAUUUAAAACAUUCUGAAGUUCAGUGGUAUGUUCCCUGUCACUUUAAAGAAGACAAUCCUGCUGUUCUCAGGCUGCGCUGGGUUAGAAUCACGGAGAGAUUGAUAACUGACAGAAAUGCGUAGUUGGCUGUUCCUGAGCACUUAGUUCAGUUGGUUACAGCUGAGUGAUUUAAUGCCCAUAUUCCUCGCGCCAGGUUCUGACUCUGGAGUUUCAAUCCCAAUGUACCUAUUAGUUUUUACUAAAUAUAAAUACAUAGACAUUUUGAACCAUGCAGAUUGAAGGAACAAAAAAAACCCAGGAUCCCUAAAAACAGUUCAUUGUUCCAAGGCAGACUAUUUAAAUUUUAUUUCAUCUCAAUUUAAAGCUUUGUUUGUUUUUUAAGUUCUGAGAGGUUUGUUGUUGUUGUUUAAUCUCACUGAAUGCUUUUUCCAUCUUAGGAGUGACAGGACCUUCUCCUUCCCCCACCAUCAUUUCAGCUGUAUUUAACAGGAACUCAAAAUAGUGGGGGAAAUGGACUUAUCUCCAGAACCAGAAGGACUUAGAGGUCAUCCCUAAUUCUAGACAGGAUUUCUUGAAGGUGAUACCUAAAGACCACAUUCCCCUUUAUUAAGACAAAUCUGGUGAAGAAAAUUCUAAGCCGUCCUGUUUGGUUAACCACAAUACUCAGACUUGAUAAAUUUUUUCAUUUGUAGUUCACAUUCCCCUCCUAUUCAAAAAAAUUAGAUGCAAUAUGUGGGUAAAGCAUUUAUCCCAAUUUUCAGUGCAUAGUAAGUGCUCAACAUAUAGUAGCCUUUACUAUUGUUGUAUUGUUGGUUAUGCCCUUGACCUGCAGUUCCAACACUGAGAAAAGCAGCCUCUAGUGAAUCGUACAAGAUCUCUUUGUUUUUAAAGAUUGUUUCAAAGAUUAACCUAUAUAGCCACCAUCUAAACCAAAAGACAUGGUGGCUUCUGUGUGUCCUGAUUAGAAAGGCAGCUGUCAGUAACCAGAGUUUGCUGGCUUUCCCAUAGCUCCCAGGCUUGCAGAGUCAAGUGCACUGAGUUGGGAAGAUUUACCACAGGGGCCUCUUACUUGACUCACUAUAGGUCCACACCCCUUGGCUUUUGCAUUGACCUCAUUUUGUUGGUUCUAGGGUAAGGACAUUCUUUUGUCAGCAACGUUCCCCUUUAUAGAAUAUUUAGAGCAGAGCCCACGUUCACCUACGGGAAUAAAUAUCACCAUAAGGCUC